Messenger RNA from Phytophthora infestans T30-4, 1620 nucleotides. RefSeq names its product katanin p60 ATPase-containing subunit A. Gene Ontology annotation, molecular function: protein binding; ATP binding; ATP hydrolysis activity. Bases 1 to 1620 code for a protein of 539 amino acids. The record is from RefSeq and is a predicted model, not a curated record. The transcript has 3 exons. Lineage: Eukaryota; Oomycota; Peronosporomycetes; Peronosporales; Peronosporaceae.
AUGAGCUCGCUAAUGAAGCUGAAAGCGCAGAACGAAAGCCGGUUGGCGGAAGAGAAGCGUCUGAUAGAUCGUCGAAGGAACGUCCUCGUCAUGAUGCAACAACACUGCACCGAGAACGGGUAUCUGCAAACAGCUGAGAAGCUCCAGCAAGAGGCAGGUGUCACUCUAUCCAAGUUUGAAGUUGUUGAGAACAUUGAUCUACUGCGUAUCGUGCAAGAGUACGAAGACUUUCAAGAGAUCAAGUUUGGUAAACGCCCCAAACUAGUUCGUCGAUUGUCGCCUGAUGUACAGGACAGAGCUCGAUCUGGAAACGACAUGAAAGCGGCAGCUUCUGCCAAACGGUUGCGCCGUAAUGACUACACAUCGCCACACAUGCCAACAGAGGCGCGAGUGGCGAACAAUGUUGCGAUGCGAGCUGUCCCCAUCAAUGGCAACCACGCUAACAAUAUAGCAGCACAAUCUGGUUCUACAAGAACUAACAAAGACGCGAACCAGUCUCCUGAAGAUGAUUCAGCUAUCGAUCUCGGCCUCGUCGGACAAAACCCGGCGCAGAACCGGAGCCGUAACUCCAAGUCUGACGACUCCAAGAAAUCCGAGCCCGUUGAUAAGCAGCAAUACGAAGAAAGCGUUGAGGAGCGACUUCUGAAGCCUUUGCCUUCUUUUUCUCACGACGCGGAACUUCGACCUUUAGCGGAGACCAUCACACGCGAGAUCUUCCAGAAAAACCCGGAUAUCCGAUGGAACGAUGUUAUCGGUUUGGAGGAGACCAAGCGUUUGUUGAAAGAGGCUGUCGUCAUGCCACUUAAGUAUCCACAGUUAUUUCAAGGCUUACUCUCACCCUGGACUGGCAUAUUACUCUAUGGCCCACCUGGAAAUGGCAAGACAAUGCUGGCCAAGGCUGUGGCAACUGAGUGUCGAACCACUUUCUUCAACAUCUCUGCCUCGUCAAUCAUUAGCAAGUACCGGGGCGACUCGGAGAAGCUUAUUCGAAUGCUGUUCGAGUUGGCACGACAUCAUGCGCCGUCAACAAUUUUUUUGGACGAGAUUGACUCGAUCAUGGGCCAGCGAGACGGUGGAGGAGGAGGCCAAGAGCACGAGGCAAGUCGACGCAUGAAAACUGAGCUGCUAAUCCAAAUGGACGGGCUCGCCAAGACCAGUGACGUCGUCUUCGUGCUCGCAGCCAGUAAUUUGCCAUGGGAUCUUGACGCGGCAAUGUUGCGACGACUCGAGAAGCGCGUGCUAGUAGAUUUGCCAUCGGUGGAAGCUCGCCGGGCGCUGUUCACCUCGCUGCUGGAGCCCUAUAUCCCAAAUACCUUCGACUUUGGCCAAGCUGUGAAGCUGACAGAAGGGUACUCUGGCGCUGAUAUUAAGCUAGUAGCGAAAGAAGCUUGUAUGGCUCCCGUACGUCGGCUAAUUGAAAAGAUGGAGGCCACAAUCAGCGCUGAAGCUUUGCCAGCAGGCAGCAACCAAAGGUGCGACGCAUCUGCCGCUGACUGGAGGGAGAUGCUGAGCCAUGUACAGCCAGAGGACCUACUGGCAGCUCUACAAAGAACCAAUCCAUCGGCACAGCAGCUACGAAGGAGAUAUGAGCAAUGGCAGAUCAAGUUCGGGUCAACGUAA